CCAGUAACAUCUGUCGGAGCUUGGUGCUUCGCUUUCGUUCAGAGCUCCGUAGUUUCUGUCUGACGGUUUUACCAUUCUUUCCUUGCCUGUUUCUUGAAAUUGUAUCGGUGGAGAAAGGUGUCGGACGUGAUGUAUGAGUGUGUGUCGGUGAGGCUGUAAGUGCAACGACGGCAUUUCGUGUUAAGAAGUUUAAAAAGGCCACGCAAAAGGAGCACAUCAGUGAGAACAAACGUACCGUAGUAGUAAUGCUUGGUGCGGGGUCCGUCACGUGACUGUCUAAGAGUUACUCCCACAAUCAUUUCAUAUUGUAUUAAUGACGAAACUCAUUGAUUUCGGUUGAAGUGACAAAAAAAAUACUCUAGAGUUCGUAGAGACUAUCUCUUUCGACAAGAGACCGAAAUUCGAGACGAAAAGUAACUUCUCGGUGUGAUUCCUACUUUGGGUUUGGUCUGUGAUAUCAGUGUGUUGUCGGGAGUUUACGUACUUCCGGAAGUUUUGCCGAUCAGAGUGAAAUUGCUCCAAAAAAGACGGCGUUUCCGAGGCGGUCACGAUGACGCCGCGAAUAUAAUCCCGUCGAUUCCGACGUAUUCGCAAUAUUUCUAGUUAAAGAACCCCGUCGAGACAAUCCCCGGUGAUCAACCCGGGAAGCGUGCGAUAAUCGUACGAUGAUGCCGCUCGCGCCGACGCCAAUCGUUCCGGUGCCAUCUAAGCCGAAGAUCGGCUUCAGCAUCGAUUCGAUAGUCGGCGGUGGCAGGCAAGGUGGUGAUCGCGAGACUGAUCGUUUGGACAGGCUCGAACGGGUGGAGAUCGAGCGCGACGAUGGCAGUCCGAUGGAGAUAGUAGAAGGAUCCUCGUCACCACGAGCACGCAGAGUCACCACGAGAUCUCCGGGUGCUCACUCCGAGGGCUCCGAUCGACCUAUAUCUCCCAGUUCCUCCGUCGAGUCGUAUCCCAAUUCUCGGCGUACGCCGUCACACGCCGGCGGUCAUCAUCAUCAUCACAUCACCAAUCACGGACACCCCCAUCCGCAUCAUCAUCACAAUCUGUCGGUGACGACGCAUGUCGAUUUCAAUCGGACCACCGUACACAGUCACAGCGGUUGUUCCUCUCCCAAUAACAGUCCUAGUCCGCCGCAUAGAAUAUCGCAUGGGGACUCACCGGUCGCCACGCAUCCCCAACCACCUCCGGGAGUGGUGAGACCCAGUCCGAAUUACCUUGCCUCGCCAUCUAACGCCGCGUCCGUCGCUCUGGCGGCGGAACUCAAGAACCUCGCCUAUUCGCUACCUGGACACACCGCGCAGACAGGUCAAAACGAGUAUCACGCUCAGCAGCAGUUCGCUCUGGCGAAUCUAGCAGCAGCACAUUCACACUUUCAGGCGAACAUCGCGGUAGCGUUGCAAGCACAUCAUGGCGCGUCGCCCCACGGACCGCCACACGCGCCCUAUCCGCAUGGCGGUGCUCCCGGUGCGCCGCAUCCUGUACCCCAUCCUCAUCAACCACCCAGAGAGAGCUACCCGUUGUACCCGUGGCUGUUGUCGAGAAGCGGCAGAAUCUUUCCGCACAGAUUUCCUGGAGGUCCGGACAUACCCGGCUUCCUGCUUCAACCAUUCAGAAAACCGAAGAGAAUAAGGACCGCUUUUAGCCCGAGCCAACUGCUGAAGUUGGAGCACGCUUUUGAGAAAAAUCACUACGUCGUCGGGGCGGAAAGGAAGCAACUAGCGCAGGCGUUGUCCUUGACGGAAACGCAGGUAAAAGUCUGGUUUCAAAACCGACGGACGAAACACAAAAGAAUGCAGCAAGAGGAAGAGGCGAAGGCUCAGCAACAAUCGGGCGGUGGUGGAGGUGGUGGCGGCGGAAAUGGCGCUAGCAACAACAACAGUAGCAACAAGAACACCCAUCACGUCAGCAAAUGGCAACAGGAGACCGGAGACUAUCAUCACGAAGAGGACGAGGAGGACGAGCACAUCGACCCCGAAGCCGAAGAAUGUUCGAGUGGCUCUGAGGCGUAGCUAGACGUUCUCUGCCUGGAUUAAGAACCAGGAGCAAGGAAAUUACACUGAACAGAAGAGAAUAUUCGAGUUUCGGGUCGAUCGCCCGAGACGCAAUGGUCGUCUCUUCUGAAAUGAUGGUGUUCGUCGAGGAGCUCACCUCGAAGCCCGCCGUUCACGAUUGUGUUAAUUCGCGGCAGAAAGUUAGUGAGUGAAUUCCUCCAAAUCCACACACAAAGUAGUUCCUCUCAACAUCUUCUCUUUUUCCGCGACGAGGAGGACACUUCGCGAGGAAUCGUGGAGAUUCGCGAAUAUCUUUCGUCGCGAUUAGGAGACGAAGAAGACGUUUUCUCAGUCGGACGUUAACGGGUUUCGGAAAAAGCAAUGGGAAAAAUCGAAGGCAAGGGCUUCCAUCGGAAACCCGGUUAAUGGAAGCAUUGUCCGUGGAACAAGCCGGAGCUAAAUGGACGCGUUUCCGGCGGAAAGUGGCGACGUUCGGCGAAUCGUAUCGAGAACGAUCAACCUUUAACUUACCGCGGAGUUUUUUUUGUUGCACACGCUCGGUCGAAACUUUAGACGCUCUUGUGUGUGACUUGUAAGUUUCGCGAGUGAAAUCAAAGUCAUCAUCUUCUUUAUGUGUUUUAAUUUGUUUUUACUUCACAUUCUAUGUACGUGUUGUUCCCCGCACGGUUUUCAAUCCCAAUCGAUUCGUUUGCCGCGGAACGUGAGACUUGCGACACGUUCCGCAGCAAGCGAAUUAGUCGGGACGGACCGUGCGUAAUUAUAUAUAUGUGUGAUUCAAGAUAUUUAUAUUAUUUAAUUUAAUGUUUUUUUUUCGUGACACACAAGAUGAUCGUUAAAAAAACGUUCAGAAAUAUUGUAGAUAAAUGAUGUGUAUAAAACCUGUUUUUCAGUAAAGAAAAAAAACAAGUCUCGAUCGUUCGCGAUUUGUUUGAAUGGUGCGCUGAUUUUAAAUCGUGGAUAUCGUUUACACUUAUCUUGCCAUAAACAAAAAUAAAUAAAUUAAUUAAAAAAAAAAAAAAAAAAAAAAAAAAAGAAAUCGCCAUAAGAACUAAUUUUCGUCGAAUGGUGUAAAUAGAAAAGAGAUGUUUCAGCAACUACGGAUCGAAGAAAAGUCUCGCGCGCGUAAACUCUCUCGGAAAUAUAAUCCCGGACCUUUCUCACGAGAACUUUGAGAAAGGGCGAGUGUAAAUAAAAUAAAAACGAAACAAAGAGAAUUAAUAUGCGAACGCAAACACACGCGAUAAAAGUGAGUGCCAAACUUCCGUAAUAAACUAAUAGCGAGAGAUCCCAGCGAAUAACAAAUUGUAUUUGCAAUUGUAUUUAAGUCGUUGCUCCGUACACGUCGAGCAAACAGUAUUCCUCUCGUCGAUCGAUGUUCCGAGAAAUGUACUGACACAAUUUAAAUUAUUAUUAUUAUUAAUUAUUAAUUAUUAUUAUUAUUAUUAUUAAUUAUUAUUAUUAUUGCUAAUGUUAGGCCAGGGAUCCCGUGCGUCAUAACAGAGAAAGAAAGAAAAUAUAUGUAUAGCAAUUAUAAAAAAAAGUACGCAGGAAAUUUUACUUAUAUUUUAGUAUGUGUUACACUUUGUAGAUUGUAAUAUUAAUAUAUCGGACAUAUAAAUUGUCACGACAUAUCAAUAUUAACAUUAAUACUAAUA
This is a messenger RNA of Pseudomyrmex gracilis, 3667 nucleotides long. RefSeq names its product homeotic protein empty spiracles-like. The transcript is spliced from 3 exons. Gene Ontology annotation, molecular function: DNA binding; DNA-binding transcription factor activity, RNA polymerase II-specific. Lineage: Eukaryota; Metazoa; Arthropoda; Insecta; Hymenoptera; Formicidae. The coding region runs from base 666 to 2009 and encodes 447 amino acids. Gene Ontology annotation, biological process: regulation of DNA-templated transcription; neuron differentiation; brain development. The record is from RefSeq and is a predicted model, not a curated record.